GAACAAUCUCCGGACCCAUCCGCGUGGAUUUCCUCCGCCAUGGGUGCUACGGAAAGCUGCCAGCGCUGCUGCGGACGGGACUGGGAACUUCUGGAGGAUGGAGGAGGCCGGCGGCCCCUGUACCCCACCAGCGAGGUCUCGGAGCCUUUAAGCGUCAGGGGCCCUGUGGUGGACCCCCGUCAGCUGCUGGCGGACUUCCUGUGCGCCGGGGACGACCGUGGCCCGGGUGGCUUCCUGCAGCAGCAGGCCUUGCUGAAGAGGGCGGACGGCGAUGACACCAAGUGGUUCGCCGUGUUCCGGCCCACCAGCGUUGACGCGAUCAACAAGAUGAUGGACGGCUCUGGGACGGGGAAAGGUCUCAAUGUGAAGGGCAAGUCAGCAAAGUCUGGCCGCCUUUCAGGCUUCGUCCCGGUGCUGCAGAUCAGCGAGAACCGCCACAAGGCGCAGGUCUGUACAUCGCCCCCCGAGGCUCGCGUCAGAAUCUACUUCCCCCGGGAGGAGAUGUGCACGUCCGUGCUGCUGCGCAUGCGAAAGGCCUUGGACGACAUGUCACGGGUGGCGCGAGCCGCCUCUGAACGGCUGCAGUUGCAUAAGGCGGGCAAGCGGCCACUGACGGAUGAAGAGGAGGCCAAAGCCUUCAAGGACCUGUUGAUGGAGGUGGAGGAUGACUCCAUGCACGUGCUGCAGCUCUACAGCCCCGAGGCUUGGGGCUUGGACGUCCCGGAGCGAGUCUUUCGGGAAGUGUACAUCACCAGGGGCAACAUCAUCAGGGAUGGCGACUGGAAGACCGGCCGUCCUUCCGAGCCGGCGUUCAUGGACAUGAACCUGUACACGCUUCGCGAUGCAAGCGCCGCGCCGCGCGCAGUGAUGUGGCAGUUGGAUGUGGAGGACGGCCUAAAUCCCCUGAGCCUCCUGAUGGCUUACGAGGAGGACAAGGUGAAGCCAGUCGUCUCGGACUUCGACGCCUUUAUGCUGGGCUGCUCGGGGGCCAUGUCGUUCGAAAAGCUGCCGGAGGAGCAGGUCAAAGUGAUGAAGUGGACGCUUCAGCGCAUCGAGGAAGUCUUGUCCACGCCCAGCAAGUCCGGGUGGAUGUCCAGGUGGCUGGAGAUUCUGAAGCGGGAGUCGGACAAGGGCUUCCACCCAGAGAUCCCCAGGUUCGGCUUUGGGGACCCGACCUCCUAUCGCAUCGUGGAGCAGCUGGUGACUGCGAUGGGGCUCCUGGGCGCUGUGCGCCACGGCGCCGAGUGCUUCAACUACUACUUCCCACAAGACCUGGACGAUGAGUUCCUGGUGGUGUGGAGGGACUUCGAGACGGAGCAGCCAUGGAAAUACCUCACGGAGCCGGAGCUGCGGGGGUUCCUGCUGGACCGCAUCUCUGAUGGCUACAGCUUCCCCUUGAACCCGAAGUGGGUCAUCUGCGACAAAGGCUGGCGGGAGGUCUUCCUAAAGCUCCGGGCGGCCCCGCAAUUCAAGAAGCACCUGGACGCCUGGUUCCCGCACUCAUCUGGGCUGAUGCACCACAUCGACGAGCUGUGCAGGAGGUUCCCCAACGGCUUUGAGACGCCAGAGGGCGCAGAACAGCUGGAUUUCGACCUUGCAGAAUUGCAGCUGAGACGUUACGAGGCGCUGCAGCGGGCAAAGCGGAAACUCAAGGUGUGCCUCCGGUGGAUGAAGUUGAACAAGGGCUCAACGACGCUGGCGAACCCAGAGAGCCAAAGCCAGGAGCAGGAUUUGAAGCAGGUGGAAGUGGUGCCGGUGGAGGUGAAGCGGGUGACGCCUGAAAAGAAGCCCCCGAAGGUGGUGGAGGCAGAGGAAAAGAAGAAGCAGUCCUGCCUUUGCUGCUUCGGCGGAAAGGCAAAAUGAGUUUUGAAGCUUCGGCGACGCGAGGGUUUGCUCGGCCGCCCAAAAUGGCAGCGCCGGCGGUUGAAACAACCGUUUGGAUAUGUCCUUGGGUGCAGUUGACCCUUUUCAGGGUUGGA
Molecule: messenger RNA, 1979 nt
Organism: Effrenium voratum
Lineage: Eukaryota; Dinophyceae; Suessiales; Symbiodiniaceae
Source: the annotation of a GenBank genome assembly